AAUUACGUGACGUGAACCUACUUCAGUUUAUAUUCCACAAAGUACCUAGUACACGACUGUACACAAAACCAAAAUAAUCGUAUUUUAGUUUGUGUUUACGAGGAAUCUUUUCAACACCUCAUUUCAGUGUAUUGUCCCAUACGCAACCAUUUCUUUAUUGAAGUCCCUAAGUUGUAAAACGCCUUCGAAGUCUUGUAAUUCAUGUUCCUCCAUAAAGUGAAGUGCGAUUUCGGAGUUAGUGGAAUAAUGGAGAGUAGUGUAUUUAUCGCUUUGUAGCGAUGUGUGAAUUGAAUUGAUAGUGUUUUUUUAUAUAAUUCAUGGUGUUUCCAAUAUUGUCAGUGUCGUUUGUAAAUUAUAGUUCGAAUCAUAGGGUCCACAACCGAGCAGACGGAUUCUACCAUGGUCGUAAAACGUGCUGCGGACAGUGCGGAUUCACCAAUACUGGAGGAGGCUGGCGAGAGUGGCUCGGAACUAAAGCCGAAGCCCCUCGUCAAAUAUGGCGAACUUGUUAUACUGGGGUACAACGGGUUUCUUCCCGCAGGAGAGCGCGGGCGUCGCCGCAGCAAGUUCGUCCUAUACCGACGCCCGGCAGCGAACGGCGUGCGUCGCUCCAAACACUAUGUCGUGAAGACACCCCACAGCAGCAAAGCUAUCCUCGAUGCGAGCCAGCACUCCAUCUCGUACACACUCAGCCGCAGUCAGGCUGUCAUAGUCGAGUACACGGAGGAUCCUGACACAGAUAUGUUCCAGAUCGGUAGAUCAUCAGAAUCUCCAAUCGACUUCGUAGUGAUGGACACAGUGGCCGGAGACAAGAGCGGCGACACAAAAGUGCUGCAGAGCACGAUAUCGCGGUUCGCGUGCAGGAUCCUCGCGGACCGGACCGAUGUCAAUAACUGCCGCAUCUACGCAGCUGGCUUCGACUCCUCUAGAAACAUAUUUCUUGGUGAGAAAGCGACAAAAUGGACAGAGAACCACGAAAUAGAUGGGUUAACGACAAACGGUGUACUGAUCAUGCACCCACGCGGUGACUUCUGCGGCGGAAGCGCCACCUGUGGGCCGUGGCGUGAGACUUCGGUUGGCGGAGCGGUCUUCUCUUUGCGGGAGAGCCGGUCGGCACAACAAAAGGGUCUGCCAUGUCAAGCAGAGACCAAUGUUCUUAGAGAUGGAACAAUGAUAGACUUAUGUGGAGCCACACUUCUAUGGAGAAGCGCUGAGGGACUUAAAAAUUCACCGACGAAGCGUGACCUAGAAGCUCUGGUAGACGAACUAAACGCGGGGCGGCCGCAAUGCCCCGUUGGACUCAACACAUUGGUGAUUCCUCGCAAGCUGUCCUCGGCACAUCAGGACUUAAAUCAGCCUUAUGUGUAUCUCAACUGUGGACAUGUGCAAGGGGAACACUCAUGGGGAGCAGCAGAGGGCAGUGAAACAGGCGUGCGUCGGUGUCCUAUGUGCCUCACAGCGGGCUCCGUGGUGCGCGUGUGCAUGGGCAUCGAGCCCGCCUUCUACGUGGACUCAGGCCCACCCACCUACGCCUUCAACCCGUGCGGACACAUGGCCUCAGAGCGGACUGUCAAAUAUUGGGCGACGGUAGACAUACCGCACGGCACAAAUGGUUUCCACGCGAUCUGUCCAUUCUGCGCGUCCCCGCUGCAGGGCACGCCGGGCUACGUGCGCCUCAUCUUUCAGGACAACCUUGACUGAAUCUCGCGCUCUCGCUCGCACGCACAGGUACUCUAGCUGACGUGUGCGGUAGGUGUAAAAGAGACAACAAGUGAUAUAAGAAAUACAUUGACGUCGACAUGUAGGCAGUAAAUGCUAAAGACUUUGUUACGCUUUAUAUGACACGGUUAAAAUAAAUAAUCGUGAACUAGGAUCCCCUCCCUUCUAUGCAUCAUCAAAUCAAAUCUACGUAAUUAAAUACAAAAUUCCAGUUAAAAGCUUUAUGGGAUCAUGUUCAUUGACCUUAAUAAGUACAGAUAGUUUUUUUUGUAACGGCAGAAAUUCAUAAUCAAUCUAUCUGUUAUCUGACGAUACGUUACAAAGCAACAUUGAUAUUUGUCAUAAAUUUAUACGACCUUUUUAACAAAUAACAACGUUGCUAAGUAACUUAUCGACAGAUUACAGACAUAUUGAUUACUAUACGCUAUCCGCGAAAUGACGUUUAGUAUAGCGCUCUCUCUGUUACGUUAUCCCAUACAAAUAAUAGAGCAAAAAAUUUCAGUGGGCGUAAACCAUUUCGAGACACCAACCAAUCACAAACACGUUU
Messenger RNA from Maniola jurtina (meadow brown), 2266 nucleotides. It is a transcript of the gene Pli, whose product is annotated as protein pellino. Gene Ontology annotation, molecular function: ubiquitin protein ligase activity; protein binding. Lineage: Eukaryota; Metazoa; Arthropoda; Insecta; Lepidoptera; Nymphalidae. The record is from RefSeq and is a predicted model, not a curated record. The coding region runs from base 400 to 1701 and encodes 433 amino acids. The transcript has 10 exons. Gene Ontology annotation, biological process: protein polyubiquitination; regulation of Toll signaling pathway.